This is a messenger RNA of Drosophila eugracilis, 2499 nucleotides long. Its product is annotated as sodium-coupled monocarboxylate transporter 1. NCBI's taxonomy places the organism in Eukaryota, Metazoa, Arthropoda, Insecta, Diptera, Drosophilidae. The transcript is spliced from 9 exons. Gene Ontology annotation, cellular component: membrane. The record is from RefSeq and is a predicted model, not a curated record. Gene Ontology annotation, molecular function: symporter activity. Gene Ontology annotation, biological process: sodium ion transport; transmembrane transport.
UGAACGAUCAUAGGCAAGGACGGUCUUCAGUUUUUUGUUUAAUUCAGUGGUCAAGUUGAAACAAGUUUGUUUCCUUCUCUCAACAGUUUUAUUUUUUCCUAUUUUCACAAGCAGCAACAACAGCAACAGCAAAAACAUGGCCAAGGACUUGAGCACUCUGGGCUGGGAUUAUCUGAUGUUUGUACUGUUUAUAGCCCUCACCGUUUUGGGCCCGUUGUGGAAACGCAUUUUUGGCAAAAAGAAGGAGCGCAGCAAGGCCGAUUAUGUUUUUGCCACUGGCGGAGUUUCGAUCGUAGCCGUGAUGAUUUCUAUAGCCCGAGGAACUUUGGGAGUGAGAUCUGUGCUGGGAUAUCCCAGUGAAUUGUACUAUCGCGGUUCAGCCAUGUGGGAGAUAAUCUAUGGCAUGAUGAGCGCCUACCCCAUCGUCUGCUUCAUGUUUGUGCCCGUCUACUUUAAUCUGGGCAUCACAUCCGUCUAUCAGUACAUCGAUCUGAGGUUUAAGAGUCGCACGGUGAGAUGCCUGGCAUCGGCAACGUACAUUGUUCGACAGAUCUGCAACCUGGGCAUCACCGUUUACACACCCAGCGUGGCCCUCUCGACGGUUAUUGGCAUACCCUACUGGGCCUCCAUUGUGGGCAUGGCCAUCAUUUGCAUAUUCUUCACCAUUAUGGGCGGCCUAAAGGCAGCUAUCAAUGCGGACGUCAUCCAAACAUUGACCAUCCUGGUUGUCACUGUGGCCGUUUGCAUCCAGGGAACUAUCUCUACAGGCGGCGUAAAGAAGGUCUACGAACUAAAUCGGGACAAUGGACGCCUCAAGUUCUGGAACUUCACGGGCGAUAUGACUGUCAGAGUGGAUACCACCUCGGCUUGGCUGGGGCAACUGUUCAUGUCCCUCUCACAGAUUGGCUGUCAACAGAACUUUAUGCAGCGCUAUGUUAGUCUUAAGUCGCUGAAACAGGUCCGACGAGUCAUGCUGACCAACGUGCCCUUGGUGUUCUUCUUUUUUUCGCUCUCCUGGAUCUCCGGAAUGGUCAUUUACUCCACGUACAUCAACUGUGAUCCUUAUGCCGAAGGAUACAUCAAGAAACCCGAUGAAAUUCUUCCCUUCUUUGUGGAAGAUCAGCUUGGCUUCCUGCCCGGCUUUGUGGGAAUUUUCAUGGCCACUCUUUUCAAUGGAGCUCUUUGCAUUAUGGUUUCUAAUCUAAACUCUUUGGCAACUGUUAUUUGGGAGGACUUCGUAUCACAGUUACCUAAAUUCAAAGGACUUUCUGAUAAACAACAGUUGGGAAUCCUGAAGACGAUCACUGUUGUCUGCGGAUUGAUUAUUAUGUGCGUUGCAUUUGGAGUUGGUUUGCUGGCGGGUGUCAUUGAAUCCUCGCUGCUGGUGUUCUCGGCUACCUCCGGCCCUCUGUUGGGCUGCUUUAUCUUGGCCAUGAUGGUUCCGAUUGCCAAUUGGAAAGGCACUUCUGCCGGCAUGGUCACCGCAUGCGCCUUUGUACUAUGGAUUAUCGGCGGUGGAAUGACUAUUACCAAGCACAAUCCCAUGUUACCCACCAGCACAGAUGUAAGCUAAACAGUUGAUUGAAGAUAAGCUAUCUCUAAUGUUUGUUUUCCUAUUUUCUGUAGGGCAUGCUCUAAUGAUACCUUCUCGCAAUCCAUUGGCAAGCCCAUUAUUGAACCAGGUCAAAUGCCAUGGCUAUUGACGCACACUCCUGUUGAUGGUUACAAUCAGAGCUUUGUUCCUACGCCACCCACCAUUGCACCUGAAAGAUCCGGACUGGAGAGCUUUUACUCGAUCAGCUUCAUGUACUACAGUUUGAUUGGAACCGCUUUGACCGUGAUCAUCGGCACAGUGAUCAGUUUGUUGACCCAGCAUCCCGAUGACGCUUACGACGGCAAGCUGCUGCAUCCUUUAAUCUUCCGACUGUGUGAGCGUUUCUCUGGCCGGAAACCGUACUACGUUAAACACGAAGAGGAGUCCGGUUUGAAUGGACGUAGUAGUAGCGAUUCCUCUGCCACGACAACGACGUGCAAGGAGGAGAAGGUCAAUCAUGGGUACGAGUCCUCGCCGGAGGAGAAAGAGAAGAGUAGUCCAAUAGCCGUGGUGUUCACCACAUCGGAGGGAAAGGGAUCCGCGGAUCAGCAGUCUAUAUGCGACAGCAGUAGGAUCCAAUUGGACAUUGUUCCAGGCGAAGGCGAGACGGGCGUGUAUCGUCAACUUGCUGGCCGAUCUGCGCUCUGAGGGUUAACUAUUAGGUAGACACAUAGUUAACCCCACCACUUAGUCUGUAGUCAGUAAGCUAAGGCUUAGAAUAGACCAAUUAGUUAGCCAAGUGUUUCACGUCUAUAAAGAUGCUGUGAUUUCUGUGCGCGACUUUUGUUGAGCAAUUGCUCGCGCAUUUGUAGCAACUCGAUUUUCAUUCGCAUGUACUUACCGCAUGAGUGUGUGCGUGGCAGCGUGCAAUAAAUAAAGACAAAUAAACGUAUUUUUAUAAAAAA